Molecule: messenger RNA, 2392 nt
Organism: Mizuhopecten yessoensis (Yesso scallop)
Lineage: Eukaryota; Metazoa; Mollusca; Bivalvia; Pectinida; Pectinidae
Product: inorganic pyrophosphatase-like
Exons: 12
Coding region: 18-1052 (344 amino acids)
Biological process (GO): phosphate-containing compound metabolic process
Cellular component (GO): cytoplasm
Molecular function (GO): inorganic diphosphate phosphatase activity; magnesium ion binding
Source: RefSeq, a predicted model, not a curated record
GCCGAUCCGGGAUCUUGAUGCGUGCGCAUCAGCUAUUGCCAUACCUUUCAAUGCAACGUGUGCGAACAGCAACUCGAUUGGUGACUGUCGCUCUAGGAGCUUGUGUAAAGUCAGAGACUUGCAGUGUGUUGGCCAACCGUCCGAAAACUUGCUUACUAAGGAGACAUAUCCACACAGCUAGAGUGAUCAUGUCGUACUCAAUUGUCGAACGAGGAAGCCGUUUCACCAUGGACUAUCGGGUGUUCUUCACUGACUCCCAGCAGAAUGUGAUUUCUCCAUUCCAUGAUAUUCCCCUCUACCCAUCCAGUAGUGACCAGUCUGUUUGUAACAUGGUUGUGGAGAUUCCUCGCUGGUCCAAUGCCAAAAUGGAGAUCAGCACACAAGAAAAGAUGAAUCCAAUCAAACAGGAUGUGAAGAAGGAAAAGCCAAGAUUUGUGAAAAAUGUUUUCCCUCACCAUGGCUACAUAUGGAACUAUGGUGCCUUUCCACAGACUUACGAGGACCCGAAAAUCACCACACCAGACACAGGGUGUAAGGGAGAUUCCGACCCACUAGAUGUGUGUGAGAUCGGAUACAAGGUGCAUCCUAGGGGAUCUGUGAUACAAGUCAAAAUCUUAGGGACCCUUGCUCUAAUUGAUGAAGGUGAAACUGAUUGGAAGAUAUUGGCCAUAGAUGUAACAGAUCCUCUGGCAGAGAAAUUAAACGAUAUUGAAGAUAUAGAUAAGCACAUGCCUGGAUUUUUAAAGGCCACAGUUGAAUGGUUCAAAAUAUACAAGAUGCCAGAUGGAAAGCCAGAAAAUACAUUUGCCUUUGAUGGUGAAGCAAAAAAUAAGGAAUAUGCCUUAAAGGUGGUAGAGGAGUGUAGUAAGCAGUGGAAGGACCUCAUAGGCAAGAAUGUGGAAUGUGACAGUAUUAAAUGUGAGAAUACCACCGUGGCAGGAAGUCCAUACAAGAUAGAGAAUCAGGAAGCCAACGCUUGUGUAGAAAAUCAUCCUGCACUACAAGAGGCUGAGGUAUUAGGUCCUGAAGUGGACAAGUGGUACUAUGUAUAAGUCCUGUGACCAAUAGACUGAUCAAAAUUACAUUCUACACAAACUCUAUGCUCAGUAACUAAAUCAGCUAACAUAUCUUUUACUAUAUUUGUGCUCUUCCCUAGUGCUGCACUGAUCUCGGGAAGAUUUAUUAGUCUACUAUUGGUGUACCUUAUGUGUAUGGAUAUUAACGUGAUUAACAGUGAAAUCUAUGACAAAUUAAUCCCAGCUAUACAUGUUCAUUUGCAACAUCAAAAUGUGCUUUACAUUGUGUUACUGUAUACAUUUCAUUUAUUGUAAUUUACAUGUUUAAAUUUUGAGUGAUCGAAGCAUUUAUUUUGAGAUUAUAAAUAAUUUUAGUUACAUCUUUAUAUGAAUAUGUCUCAACUAUUUUGCAAACUUGAUAAAAGUUUUAAUUUCUUUGUUGCCUUUAUUUGCUGAUAAAAAUGGUAAGGCAUGUCAGAAGGAUAAUGAAUGGGUUCAAGGGGAAUCAAGUUAUGUCCCUUGAAUCAUUGUUGACCAAACCAUUCUGACAACACUAUAUUCUCAUGAGUUCUAAUUGCCAAAGGGUUUUUCAGCAUUGUUUCUUUGUUUUUGAUUGAUCAUAAUUUUAACAUUACAUUGCCUGUAUUUGUUGAUUCUUUUUACUUUAUUUAGGAAUUAAAAUUUCAUGACAUAUCUCCACAAUACCUACAUUCGCUUGUCAAUCCUUACAGGUCUAGGUAUAAUUGAUUUAAACAUUUUUAUUUCUUUGAAAUCUGUAAGCAGUGUAUUUUCUGUCCAAACCAUCAAACCAUUCUGUACUUGACAUGGUUUGACUUGGUAAUGUCUGUUGGGUGAAAUAUGAUCGUUUUGAUUGAGGUGUCCGUGUCCAUGAAUAUGAGAUUCCUAUCUUCCAAUCUUUACAAUUCAUAGUUUUAAGAACAAAAACAAAAAGAAACUAUGAACUUUGACAGACUCUUCCUCUCAAGUUUCCUGUUAACUGUUUUGCCUAUAAUUGCCAGCUGAAAGAAAUUCAUUACUUUGACUUUAAUCACUUAAAAUGUCAUAAAUAUGGAUGGAGAAAUCACAAUUGAUAAUUGUCAUGUGCUUUUUUCAAUAGAAUAGAUACCAGCAAGUUUCAGUACCAUCUGAAGAAUUUCAAUUUCUCUUUAAUUUACAAAUGUAAUUGUGUGCUUUUUCAAUGAAUUGAACUGUCACAAAGGAACAAGUUAGUGUGGCGAGAUGACUAUCCAAUGUCCCAAUGUCCCAGUGAUCACCACGUUACUAUUUAUUGUACAGUAUCUACACAAUCAGAAAUCUAGUAUAGCAUCCUCUUCAUCAUUCUGCCAGGAAUAGUCAAUAAAUACAAUCGUCUCCUA